This is a messenger RNA of Diatraea saccharalis (sugarcane borer), 606 nucleotides long. The record is from the annotation of a GenBank genome assembly. Lineage: Eukaryota; Metazoa; Arthropoda; Insecta; Lepidoptera; Crambidae.
AUGACUUCAUCGACUUUCUUCUUGAUCUGCGUUCAGGCUUUGCUAUUCCAGAAUGCCUACAGUCAAAUGGUUCAAUCCUUGGUGAACUACGGUAAUGUUUUGGGUAACACUGGUGCCGAUUUAACUCUGAUUGCUGCAGAUACUGGUGUAAGUGGACUCAGCGGGUACUUGAGAAAUGGUGGUGUUAAUAACAACGGCAUUGCUGUGAACACACUUGGUCUUGGUGUUAACAACCUUGGACUUGGUUUUGGUAAUGCUGGUUUAGCUGUAGCUGGAACAAACAACGUUAAUAGUAUUGGCUUUGGAAACACCGGUUUGGCCGUAGGUGGAUUGAACAAUGCUGGCUUAGGAAAUGCCGGUCUCGGAUAUGGUGCUGGUCUCGGCGUACAAAACGUGGCUGCUACGUCCCAGGUGCCCGUCACCGGCCCGUUCACCGCUACUGGCAACGCUGAGCUCGUGGUUGGAGGUGACUUUGGCGUCGGUGGCCAAGCGGUGGUCGGCGGUCAGAUCCCAGUGCUCGGUGCUGUUAGCUUUUCUGGUGCGAUACCCGCCAGUGGCGUCGUCUCCAUUGCUGGUAACUGUGGAUGCUCCAGUGUGCCUCUGUAA